Molecule: messenger RNA, 1557 nt
Organism: Camelus dromedarius (Arabian camel)
Lineage: Eukaryota; Metazoa; Chordata; Mammalia; Artiodactyla; Camelidae
Gene: FOXN4
Product: forkhead box N4
Exons: 9
Coding region: 1-1557 (518 amino acids)
Biological process (GO): regulation of transcription by RNA polymerase II
Molecular function (GO): transcription cis-regulatory region binding; DNA-binding transcription factor activity, RNA polymerase II-specific
Source: RefSeq, a predicted model, not a curated record
AUGAUAGAAAGUGACAUUUCAUCUACGAUGUCAGGAAUUAUUCGAAACUCAGCGCAAAAUCACCACCCCUCUGCACAAGAAUACAGACUCCUGGCCUCCACCGGCGAUGACGACCUUCCUGGGGACCUGCAGUCACUGUCAUGGCUCACGGCCGUGGACGUGCCACGACUGCAGCAGAUGGCGAGCGGCCGCGUGGACCUGGGAGGCCCCAGUGCACCGCACACGCACCCAGGUGCCUUGGCCAGGACAGCUGACCUGCAUAUGGGAGCUGCCCCAGGUCCCCUGCUCCACAGCCCAGCGGGCAUGGCUCCCCAAGGUGUGCUGGGUCUGGGUCCCAUGGCCAACCAUGGAGCCAGUCAGAUGAACCAGUUCCCUGUGGGGGGCCAGCCCUCAUCCAGCCUGCAGGACCCGCCACAGCUAUACUCUCCCACCUCCCAAUCACCGUUCCCGCUACACCCGGGUGUCCAGCAGUGCGCUCCCGUGGGCCUGUACGGCUCCCCGUUUGGUGCACGGCCUCCCUACCCCCAGCCCCGCAUGGCUGUUCAUUCAUCUCAGGAACUGCACCCCAAACACUACCCCAAGCCCAUCUAUUCAUACAGCUGUCUGAUCGCCAUGGCCCUAAAGAACAGCAAGACAGGCAGCCUGCCCGUGAGUGAGAUCUACAGCUUCAUGAAGGAGCACUUCCCCUACUUCAAGACAGCGCCUGACGGAUGGAAGAACUCGGUGCGGCACAAUCUGUCCCUGAACAAGUGCUUUGAGAAGGUGGAGAACAAGACGGGUGGCUCCUCGCGCAAGGGCUGCCUGUGGGCCCUGAACCUGGCCCGCAUCGACAAGAUGGAGGAGGAGAUGUACAAAUGGAAGAGGAAGGACCUGGCCGCCAUCCACCGGAGCAUGGCCAACCCCGAGGAGCUGGACAAGCUGAUCUCGGACCGGCCAGAAAGCUGCCGACGCCCCGGCAAGCCAGGGGAGCCUGAGGCCCCCGUGCUGACCCACGCCACCACGGUGGCCAUGGCCCACAGCUGUCUGGCCGUCUCCCAGCUCCCACCCCAGCCACUGAUGACCCUGUCCCUGCAGUCGGUCCCCCUGCACCACCAGGUCCAGCCCCAGGCACAUCUUGCCCCAGACUCUCCUGCCCCGGCCCAGACCCCACCCCUGCAUGCCCUGCCGGACCUCAGCCCCAGCCCCCUCCCCAACCCCGCCAUGGGAAGGGCUCCGGUGGACUUCCUCAACAUCAGCACUGACAUGAACACUGAGGUGGACGCCCUGGACCCCAGCAUCAUGGACUUCGCUCUGCAGGGGAACCUCUGGGAGGAGAUGAAGGAUGAGGGCUUCAGCCUGGACACGCUGGGGGCCUUCGGAGACUCCCCACUUGGCUGUGAGCUGGGGCCCUCGGGCCUGACCCCCGUCUCCGGAGGCAGCGACCAGUCCUUCCCAGACCUGCAAGUGACCGGUCUCUACGCCGCGUACUCGACCCCGGACAGCAUGGCCACGUCAGCCGCCACCUCCUCCUCUCAGUACCUGGGCACCCCGGGGAACAAGCCCAUAGCCCUGCUUUGA